Molecule: messenger RNA, 639 nt
Organism: Erythranthe guttata (spotted monkey flower)
Lineage: Eukaryota; Viridiplantae; Streptophyta; Magnoliopsida; Lamiales; Phrymaceae
Source: RefSeq, a predicted model, not a curated record
AUGAAUGAAUUCCCGACAAGGCCAGUUGACUGCUUAUGCUACCUAGUAACCCUAGCAAUCCUAGUUUUCAUUUCUCUAACAGUCGAUCUCCGAGGCCCACGCUGCUACAUCGAAGAAUUUUACGUCCCAGCCCUCGACCUUUCUCAGAAAAACCCCACUUCAAAUAAUAAUUCCAUAAUUAUUAAUCCUUGUCUCUUCUUCGAUCUCGCCUUCCACAACGUCUUGACCUACCGCAGCGUGUACUACGAAGAUCGUGUCAACGUCACCUUCUCGUACGGUCGAAGCGCCGUUGCGAGUUACGCGGUCCCCACCUUCUUCCAGGGGAAGGGGAAGACGGCCCACCGCCGGGAGGUGGUGGAGAGCCGUGGGGUGCCGUGGGAGACCGCCGUGGAGGAGGUUUUGAAUGGGUCGACGGCGGUUUUCCGGGUUGACUUGGCGGCACGGCCGAGGUUUAUGUUCUGGUUUUGGUAUUCGAAGAAGAAAAACGUGAGGAUCGGUGCUGACGUGGAGGUUGAUGGGUCCGGGAUGAAGGUGAAGAAAGAGUAUAUUAGGCUCGACUCUGGUGCUUCCCCAGUUGGGGUGGGGAAUUUUUUAACGUUUACGAGUCUUUUAGUUUCUUCUCAAUGUUUGUUCUAUUGA